Molecule: messenger RNA, 684 nt
Organism: Bacillus rossius redtenbacheri
Lineage: Eukaryota; Metazoa; Arthropoda; Insecta; Phasmatodea; Bacillidae
Product: putative gustatory receptor 28b
Exons: 2
Coding region: 1-684 (227 amino acids)
Biological process (GO): sensory perception of taste
Cellular component (GO): membrane
Source: RefSeq, a predicted model, not a curated record
AUGACACUUGACUACGUCAACCUGGUCCUUCAGAUUCGCCGUCGACUCGAGCUGCUGAACGAGGAGUUCCACCAGGUGGUGGACAGCUGGGAGGAGAGGACGGGCGAGGCCCGUCCUGACAUGUCUGCGGCGACGACGGAGCGACUCUCUCAGUCUUGCGUCGACCUGCUGCUCCACCUGCGGGGCCUGACGUCACACAGGUGUGCAAAAAUGGCUGCGCUCGCGAACGACGCUUUCGGGACGUCGCUGCUGUUCCUGCUCGCGACCGUCUUCGCAAUGGUGGUGUUCACCGCCUUCUUCUGCAUCUCCGGGGCGCUGACCGCGGGCGGGGGAGCCCCCGUGUGGUGGUCCGUGGUCAGCUCGGCCGCGUGGUUCUCGCUGUACUCGGGGCAGGCGGCGGCCGCCGUGUGGGCGUGCGCGGGAGUCGGCGCGCAGCUCGCCGUCACCCGGGGCUCCGUGCAGGACCUGCUGCUGUGCCCCCGGCUGGGCGCGGCGGCCAGGGAGCAGCUGAGGCUGCUGCGGCAGCUGGCGCGCGGCGAGGCCUGGGUCUUCACCGCCGGCGGGGUCUUCAGGCUGGAUGCGCGCCUGCUCGGCUCCGUGGCCGUUGCCUCCACCUCGUACCUGCUGGUGCUGCUGCAGAUGUCGCCGGGUCCCGGCCGGCCCUGCCGCAACUCCACCCUCUGA